Falco peregrinus (peregrine falcon) is the source of this 616-nucleotide messenger RNA. Its product is annotated as serine/threonine-protein kinase LMTK3-like. Gene Ontology annotation, molecular function: protein kinase activity. The record is from RefSeq and is a predicted model, not a curated record. Gene Ontology annotation, biological process: protein phosphorylation. Bases 33 to 419 code for a protein of 128 amino acids. NCBI's taxonomy places the organism in Eukaryota, Metazoa, Chordata, Aves, Falconiformes, Falconidae. The transcript has 3 exons.
CACACCCCGUUAGGGCCCUAGUGGGGGCCGGGAUGCGGUGGCCAGGGCCCCCCCCGCUCCUGCUGCCGGCCGCUGCCGCCGCUGCCAUGGCCUCGCUCGGGCCCCACGGUGUCCUGGGGGCCCCCCCGGCCCGCGGGAGCCUGCCCCCCGGGCGGGGGCUGCUGCCCCCCCCUUACGCCGUGGUGCUCAUCUCCUGCUCUGGGCUGGUGGCCUUCGUCCUCCUCCUCCUCACCUGCCUGUGCUGCAAACGGGGCGACGUGGGCUUCAAGGAGUUCGAGAACCCCGAGGGGGAGGAGGACUCCGGGGAGUUCACACCGCCAGCGGAGGAGACCUCAUCCUCCCCAUCCCUGCCCGAUGUCUACGUCCUACCCUUGGGGGAGGUAGGGGGGCCCACCCCCCCACCCCCCCCCCACCGGUAAGGGGGGCUGGGGCAUGGGGGAGGUGAUGGGGAGAGGGACUCCAUGGAUUGGCUCUUGGGCUCUUGGGGGGGUCAAAGAGGGGUUCUAGGUCACUCAGUGUGUGGUCUGGGGGGGGGGGUGAAAGUGGGUUCUAGGUCACCCAAUGGCUUGGGGGGAUCCUCUGGGUGACCCAAUGGUUUAGGGGACCUCAUGGGUGC